AUGAUUUGGAGCAAAGCUUAUUUGACAAAAAACUAUAUCAAACUACUAGUUCCAAUUGGUGUUAUUCUAGUACUUGCUUAUUUGAAUUAUGCCAUCAAUUAUGCAGUUGGAUAUAAGUUAGUAUAUUUACAUCAUUCACAUGCGGCUGCAAUUGUACUUUGGGUAUUGUUGGGCUUUUUUCAAUUAGAAUUAUUUGUUUACUGGGGGUUAAUAUUCGUUGUUGGACCAGGAAAAUCACCUGUAUUCCCACCCAUCGACCUUUACAGUGAGAAUAAUCCAAAUUUGAUUCCCUUGCCCGAUUUAUUUUUCUGUGAUGAAAAAGGUUUCCCGUAUUACUGCUCGAAUUCAAACUCCAUAAAACUAGAAAGAAGCUUUUUCUCGAAAGAUGUUGGAUACAAUGUAGUCAAGUUUGAUCAUUACUGUAUAUGGAUUGGACAACCUAUUGGACAGGAUAAUUAUUUAUUUUUCAUGAAAUUUACUAUGAGUUUUCUUUCAUUUUUUAUAAUUGUUCUAGUAUACAGUGCAAGGUUUACCAGAGAUUCUAUUGAACAGGGUGAGAUUGAUCAUAAUUUGAUUGUGUUGUAUAUUAUGAGUGGGUUUUGGAUUAUUAUGAUUGGAUGUUUAUUUGGUAUUCAUUUGCGGUACGUUAGUAUAAAUAUGACAACUUUGGAUGAAAUUACAAUAAACCAGAGAAAACGAUAUAACCGAUGGAAAGAUGCUAAAAAGAACCCCAAUAUGCCAACUUGGAUGAAACCAAAAAAUACACCUAGAAAAGAAACAGGAAGAAGAUAUGUUAAUGUCAAACACAAAAAUGGCAGAGCUAUAGUUAAGUAUCAUAUUGAAGAAAGACCCUUUGAUAUGGGGUUCAGAAGGAAUUGGAUUAAUUUGGUUUUCAACGGCAAUAGAAAUCAUGGGAGAGACGACGAGUUUUACACUUUGUGGAGAUUAAUUUCUGCUCUCGUUGUAUUUAUAAUUCCAUUUGUUGACGUACCGUUUUGUUAUAGAACCAAACUACAAGUAAAGAAUGAUGUGGAACAAAAACUUAACGAACAAGAGAACCUAUUAGCAAAAUACACAAUGUAUUCAAGCGUUGUUAAUGACAAAUUCAUAAAUAUGAUAGACCAAAAGUUGAAGGAAAAUAAUUUUUGUGCACUUGGAUAUUUGGUGGAAGCAACUCCUCAAAACAAUCAAUCGAUAAUAGAUAAAGAUAGCAUAUAG
This is a messenger RNA of Candida dubliniensis CD36, 1218 nucleotides long. RefSeq names its product palmitoyltransferase. Gene Ontology annotation, molecular function: protein-cysteine S-palmitoyltransferase activity. The transcript has a single exon. The record is from RefSeq and is a predicted model, not a curated record. NCBI's taxonomy places the organism in Eukaryota, Fungi, Ascomycota, Pichiomycetes, Serinales, Debaryomycetaceae. Gene Ontology annotation, biological process: peptidyl-L-cysteine S-palmitoylation; protein targeting to membrane. Gene Ontology annotation, cellular component: Golgi apparatus; endoplasmic reticulum. The coding region runs from base 1 to 1218 and encodes 405 amino acids.